UCUCGGGGUGCUCCACACCAUGGUUUCUCUGCACUGCGAUGAGGUAUGUGGGCCUGCGCUCGUUCAAUAAUGCCGCUGCUGAAAUUCGAGACGGUACAGCCCAUCUUAUUCUAUCUGGAGCGGAUCCGCAGCAUGUGGGUUGAUCAAAUCCUCGGCGGCGAUGCCGCGCUGGCCGGCGCUGCGGACGCCCACACCGUUCGCGCGAUGGAAUCGCGUGUUCCCCAUAUCUCGAAGCAGGAUAAGGCGUUCCCGGAAAAGCAAAUGAUGACCGACCGGACGUUGUUUCCAUCGAUCUCUCUCCACGAGACACGAGAGGCCAUCUGGGCUCGGCUACAGUCGAUCGACACCCCGAUUCCCAGCCUACGCACGUUCUUCCAGGAUCUUCUUUAUUUGGGCGUGGCGCGCAAGGCGAUGCAGACGCUUCUCUGCCUGCGGGAGCCGGGAUCGACGAGCAAAGUCACGAUCGAUGAGGCACUAGGCGGGCAACGUCCGGCCGGCACAAGCCAGUCUCUGGAGGCUCUCUCCCAGCAAACUCGGCAGGGCCUGCAGGAGCUUUGGCGGUUCUGCUUCCAAUAUGGCUUGGAAAUAGCGGGAACCGCACGCCGUCUGCGUCAGCCACGGAAGCCGGAGCGAUUGCCCGACUCGCUGCAUGCCGGAAAUGAACCAACAUGGAUAAGCCGAACGACGCUGUUGCGCCACUUUUUCUGGCUUGCCGAACAAGAAGGAUUCACCGUCCCCAGCCUGCCCGGUCUAGCGCCGCAGGCCGUGUCCCUGCCGACGCCACAGUCACGCGAUGCGGUGCCGAACCUGAACCCGGAUUGCGAUGAACCUGUUGCCCGACGGCGCGGAGUCCCGUAUGUUGACACGGUUGAUGCCGACCGGUUCGCCCUGGAAAAAGACCGGUUGUGGGAGCGCUGGGAUAGCCCGUACAUCACGGCAGAGUUUGUACGGCGAUCGCAGUUCCAGGCCUUUUUCGGCUACCUCCAUGGUAAUGUUGCACCUAGCCAGGCCGCUGAGAGUCCCUGGGGUGAUGCGCCGGCAUCCGAUGGAGCCGGGACGCCCGACCAUGCUAUGCCCGAUCAAGGCAUCUCCGGGGGUCCUCCAGCAUCUCCCAGCAUCGCAGAUAUGCUACCGGACAUACGCAGCCCUUCUAGCUGGUCCAACGCCUUUCAGGUGAGCGGGCUGUUUGGACUGGAAUCCUUCCAGAUGCCAGGGUGGAGUUUAAGGGUGGACGUGGAGAUUCCGGGACGGGAGACGAAGUCGUUCUUAUUACAAGAGCCAGCAGGGUCGAACGACUCCUUUGUACAGGGGGGCAUCAGCCCAAUUGAAUCGUUCCUCAACGGACUGGGACCGGAAUUUGUGUUUUAUGUUCCAGAAAAUCGGACCAUUCUUCGCGAGCAGGUCCACACCUGGCACCAACAAUGUCCGGACCAAACUCUAACGGCCCGACUGGACCAGCAAAUACUGCAAGAAGCCACAGCGACAAAGGGAAACUCGUUCAAAAGACAUAUCAGGGAGCUGUCUGCGUCCGAGCUGGAAAGUAAACUGGCAGAAGUCGCCGCGUGGGUUGAUAGGCAAGCAGAUGGGCACUGGAUUGUAUCUACUACGGCUAUGCCAACGAUCAAUAUAGCGGAGGGAUAG
This is a messenger RNA of Aspergillus melleus, 1641 nucleotides long. RefSeq lists its product as uncharacterized. The transcript has a single exon. The record is from RefSeq and is a predicted model, not a curated record. NCBI's taxonomy places the organism in Eukaryota, Fungi, Ascomycota, Eurotiomycetes, Eurotiales, Aspergillaceae. Bases 46 to 1641 code for a protein of 531 amino acids.